UUUCUCCAGCGAGUUUUGUUUGUUAAUUUAGAAUGCAGAAAUGAACCUUUUAACUUUACUCUGAAAGCAAAUAUUGACUGUGUUUCAUAGUAAUCUGGACUUUGCACAGGAGUGGAAAAGCCUGACAUUCCUGAAAAUGGCAGCUGAGACAUCCACAGAAGUUCCAAAAACUGCUAGACAAUUCGUCCUUAAAGAAGAGGUAAUUGUAGAAAGAAAAUGGUUGAAGCUUGAAGAAACAACUUACACUGAUCCCUUUGGUAAAACCAGAACUUGGGAAACUGUAAAGCGUACUGGCAACAGAAAGGGCGUUUCAGCUGAUGGUGUAGCUGUGAUAGCGGUACUACAGAGAACUCUCCACUACGACUGCAUUGUCCUGGUGAAACAGUUCAGGCCUCCAAUUAAUGGCUAUUGCUUGGAAUUUCCUGCAGGCCUCAUUGAGGAAAAUGAGACUGCAGAAAGCGCUGCUUUACGAGAGUUGGAGGAAGAAACUGGGUACAAGGGGGAAGUUGUUGAAUGUACUCCAGCUCUCUGCUUGGACCCAGGUUUGUCAAACAGCACGACACACAUUGUGAGCGUCACCAUUAAUGGAGAUGAGGCUGAGAAUACAAGACCCAAGCAAAAACUUGAUGAUGGAGAAUUUGUGGAAGUUAUUUCACUUCCAAAGAACGACUUACUGCAAAGAAUUGAUGAACUAGUAGCAGAAGAACAUAUUGCAGUGGAUGCCAGGGUUUAUACUUACGCAUUGGCUCUGAAGCGUGCAGCAGAAAAACCGCUCCAAGUUCCUUUUAUGAAGUUCUAAAACUAGAUGAUGAGAAAUUUAGUUGAAAACUUCCCAGUUCAGAUGGCUUAGAGGUAUAACUCUUCUUGUAAUAAAGGUCCUUUGCUUUACUUGUAGAACAAAAUAAAGUAUUUGUAGGAAUGAUUCUGAUAUUUUUAUCUGGAAUUAUGUAACUGACAAAAAGCAUUCCUUCUAACCGUUCAGUCUAUCAAGCUUUGACAGAAUAAUCAUAAUAAAAAUGCUGUUUAAUUUUCAGAA
Molecule: messenger RNA, 1036 nt
Organism: Balearica regulorum gibbericeps (East African grey crowned-crane)
Lineage: Eukaryota; Metazoa; Chordata; Aves; Gruiformes; Gruidae
Source: RefSeq, a predicted model, not a curated record